This is a messenger RNA of Phytomonas sp. Hart1, 1056 nucleotides long. The record is from the annotation of a GenBank genome assembly. NCBI's taxonomy places the organism in Eukaryota, Euglenozoa, Kinetoplastea, Trypanosomatida, Trypanosomatidae.
AUGGCCGCACCACGACAAGUCGGCGUGAACAUUCCACGCUUCAUGAACCCACGCCUCGGCGUCGGGCCGGAGGAAAUAUCAAACUACUAUGGAAAUUGGAGUUUCUCCGGCACUCACUUUCCCUGUGAACUCUGUGGUAAGGUAUUUUUGAGCGAAAUGGACUUGUUGAAUCAUCUGGAGGGACGGCAUCAAGACGUUGAUUCGCCAGCCAGUGAAGAUCCGAGCGCCAUCAUCGCCAAGUACAUGAAAGAUAAUCCAUCCGGUGGAACCUCACCUGUCUACGUCAAGUGUGACUUUUGCACUCACUCCAAAGUUUACAACACCGCCUCCGCACUCUUCGCGCAUAUUCGCCUAAAACAUCCCACCGAGGACGCUGCCUUUCAAGUAGAUCGACUUAUUAAUUUGCAGAAGGAUGAGAAGCUAUUCAUCUGCAAAAUCUGUUAUCGCGCAUUCAACACACAGGAGUCGUUGGACUGCCAUUCGACCACUAAGCAUCGGAAUAUGGGGCCAAAUGGGAUCCCCAAAGAGAACCCCUCGCUUAGUUACGGUACCUCCGUUCUAGCCCCCGUAACCGACAAAAAUCGCUGGUGGUGCGACACGUGUGAGCGCGGGUUCAGCAGGGCGGUCUCCCUACACGGCCACAUGGUUCAAAAGCACCAGAUGCCCACACAGUCCCACCCGUGCCCAGCUUGCAAACGCAUAUUCGCCGAUCUGUAUGGCCUAGAUGAUCACUUCACCGCACAACACAAAGGAGUCUCAUUGGUGGACCUUGGGAUCGAAACGCAUGUGGAGUGCAAGGACUGUGGCCGCAACUUUAUUAACCAUGAGGAAUUGCAUCUGCAUUCGAUCCGGCAUCACAAAAAAGAUCCUCGGAAGCCGGUGCGUCUCUUUGAUGGCUCUAAAAGUGCAUCAUUUGUGGGCAAUGCCUCACAAUCUACGGUACAGGUCCCCGUUGUCAAUACGACGACAACGGUGAAUUCAGAUCUUCAAUCAUCAGACACUCAGAAAAAGAUUGUGGCCCCUCAGGUACCACGAAAAAUAAUGCGCAAGAAAUAG